AUGGGAGCACGAUAUAUCUCUGUGGAGGAGAUAUCCAGACACAAUACCGUAGAUGAUUUAUGGAUUGUCGUUGACAACACAAUCUACGACGUCACAGCUUUUGCACCUGAUCAUCCUGGAGGUGUGAACAUCCUAUUGAGAUAUGCAGGUCGGGAUGCAACUGCGGCGUACUCGGAAGUCCACGCAUCCUCCUUGAUCAGAACAACUCUACCCACAGCCAGCCAUAUUGGUAUCGUGGAAAAGAGCACCAUUCCAGAUGAAUGGACAAACCCGCCGACCAUCCCUCAACCGCAAAAUCAGGUCGACACAACCAAACCGCCUUUGGAAAGCCUCAUCUGCGCUUAUGAUUUCGAGCUGGCGGCAGAGCGAAGCUUCACACCAAAGGCAUGGGCUUUUGCGUCAUCGGCAGCCACAGACUGCUACACUAGGGACAGAAAUCGGUCGGCAUACAAAGAUAUUUCACUGCGCCCACGGAUUCUAAGGAACGUAAAGACCGUGAAUAGGAGCACGACGAUGCUUGGCCAAAGUAUGCGAAGUCCUGUCUUCUGCUCUGCGACGUCGAUGGGCAAGAUGUUCCAUCCUGAAGGAGAGAGAGAAAUUGCAAGAGCCUGUCAAAAGUUAGGGCUUCCCCAGAUGGUAUCGACAAGCUCUUCGUAUCCAUUCGCAGAUGUAAUGGAUGCGCACAAUGAGCAUGUACCUGGACAAACUGAGACUACGCCAGUCUUUUUCCAGCUUUACAUGGAUAAGAACAGAGAGAAAUCUGAGAAACUACUCGCGCACGUGAGAGAACUGGGCGCAAAGGCAAUCUUUCUUACGGUCGAUGCCCCGGUCACGGGUAAACGCGAGGCUGAUGAAAGGGUAAAGGUUGACGAGAGCAUCAGCUCCCCUAUGACUGGCGUCCAGGCAAAGAAUGAUAAAAAGGGAGGCGCUCUCGGGCGCAUCAUGGGGAGCUUCAUUGACCCUACUACGGUUUGGGAGGAUAUCGCAUGGAUUCGGGAGUGUGCUGCUGGGCUUCCAGUGGUACUGAAAGGAGUGCAGACUGCUUCCGAUGCGGUCAAAGCUAUGGAAGCUGGUGUCGACGGCAUUCUGUUAUCCAACCACGGUGGAAGAAGCCUUGACACAGCACCUGCAACGAUACUGGUGCUUCUAGAACUGCAGAAAUGUUGUCCUGAGAUUUUUGACAAAUUGGAAGUUUAUGUAGAUGGGGGCAUCUCUAGGGGAACUGAUAUCUUCAAAGCUUUGUGCCUUGGAGCUAGGGCUGUGGGAAUCGGCCGAGGGUUUCUCUACAGCUUGAAUUACGGCAAGGAGGGUAUAGAACACUUUGUUGACAUCCUGAACGACGAGCUUGAGACAACGAUGCGCAUGUGCGGCGUUACAGCUCUUGACCAGGUCCAUCCUGGGCUCUUGAACACUGGCGCAGUUGAUCACCUGAUUCCCUCUGGAGAGGAGCAUCCCUACGCUCGUUGGAGACCUACAAUGAAGAGCAGGCUAUGA
Molecule: messenger RNA, 1494 nt
Organism: Neoarthrinium moseri
Lineage: Eukaryota; Fungi; Ascomycota; Sordariomycetes; Amphisphaeriales; Apiosporaceae
Exons: 2
Coding region: 1-1494 (497 amino acids)
Molecular function (GO): oxidoreductase activity
Source: RefSeq, a predicted model, not a curated record